UGAACAGAGAGGAGAUCCAAAUCUAACAAUCUUUGACUCUUUUGUUCAGGUUUUUAGGACACGCAAUUUGCGGAGCCGACUUUAACGGCCUUUCCUCCACGUUUACCCCUUUCUUUCUUUAUUUCUUUCUUGUAUGAAACGAUUCAAUUUUUAGUGAUGCUUUAAAAAGUGGGAUUGGAUCCCUUUGAAUAUUCCAAUGCAACUGCAAACUGGGUUUGGUCUGGCUGUUACCGUUAUUUGGUCAGUUGAAACUGGAUGAGCUGAUAAAAUUUUUCAUCUUGGUAAGUUUUGGGGAAUGCAUUUUAUAGAUAUUAGAAAGUGAGAGAAAUGCAGAAAAACGUUAUGAAACUUUUGCAAAUGAGUAGUUGAGAGAGAAGGUCCAAUUCAUCUUUCGUCCUCCUCUGCAUUGUUAGCACUAUACUAGAUCUAGUAAAGAGUGUGUGCUGGCAUUAACAUUCAAAGCUAGAACUAUGGCACCUGGCGGUGGUAUCUGCAAAGAUGUGAUAGAGUCCCGCGUUGGAUUUUCAGCUUAUGAUAUGGCAACAUCAAGUGCAGACUCAGGAGGUUCCCCAUUAAGAAAAGCUGCAACUGGUUUAGGUGGAAAUCUGGGAGCUACGUCAACAAAUGAUGUGCAUGAACUACUUGAGUGUCCUGUUUGCAUAAAUUUGAUGUAUCCUCCAAUUUACCAGUGUCCCAACGGCCACACUGUAUGUUCAAUUUGCAAGGCUAGAGUUCACAAUUCUUGCCCAACUUGCCGCAAUGAGCUUGGAAAUAUAAGGUGUCUGGCUCUGGAGAAAGUAGCCGAGUCACUGGAACUUCCUUGCAGAUAUCAGAUUCUGGGUUGUCAAGAUAUUUUUCCAUACUACAGCAAGCUGAAGCAUGAAAAAAACUGUAGAUAUCGCCCAUACAGUUGCCCUUAUGCGGGAGCCGAAUGCUCUGUCACUGGUGAUAUUCCAUUUCUUGUCACGCAUCUCAAGAGUGAUCACAAGGUUGACAUGCACGAUGGAUGUACUUUCAACCACAGAUAUGUCAAAUCCAAUCCCCAUGAAGUCGAAAAUGCCACAUGGAUGUUAACUGUUUUCAACUGUUUCGGUCGACAAUUUUGCUUGCACUUUGAGGCUUUUCAUAUAGGAAUGGCACCAGUUUACAUGGCCUUCCUGCGAUUCAUGGGUGAUGAAGAUGAGGCAAGAGAAUUCAGUUACAGCCUGGAAGUUGGUGGCAAUGGCAGAAAGUUUAUAUGGCAAGGAGUUCCUAGAAGCAUUCGUGAUAGUCAUCGGAAAGUUCGAGAUAGUCAAGAUGGACUUAUCAUUCAAAGGAACCUGGCACUCUUCUUCUCAGGUGGUGAUAGGCGGGAGCUGAAGCUGAAAGUGGCUGGCCGUAUUUGGAAAGAACAGUAACUCCAGAAAAAUGAAAUCUGACAUAUUGUUGUUAAAGUAGGUACCAGAAAUUAUAUAUAUAAAAUAAAAAGCUUGCAAGAUUCAAGCAAAUUUCUGUAAAUUUUGUAGAUAAAUAUAUCACAUUGUGAGGGGACUAUGAUUUGCAAUGGAUUUUAUUACUUAAUUUUUAUGAUAUUAAUUUCAGCAUUAUACAAAUUUG
Durio zibethinus is the source of this 1596-nucleotide messenger RNA. Lineage: Eukaryota; Viridiplantae; Streptophyta; Magnoliopsida; Malvales; Malvaceae. The record is from RefSeq and is a predicted model, not a curated record.